This is a messenger RNA of Hirundo rustica (Barn swallow), 1546 nucleotides long. It is a transcript of the gene TMEM82, whose product is annotated as transmembrane protein 82. Bases 231 to 1214 code for a protein of 327 amino acids. Lineage: Eukaryota; Metazoa; Chordata; Aves; Passeriformes; Hirundinidae. The transcript is spliced from 6 exons. The record is from RefSeq and is a predicted model, not a curated record.
AUCCCUGUUCUCCUAAUUUUCACCUCCACGGGGCAGCUGGAGCUCAUCUCCUCCAGCCGGGGCUCCAGCUGCCCUGGCUUGCCCCAGUAAUGAUUUACUAGCCGUGGGGGGGGUGCCACUCCCCGCCUCCACCCCGCGGACCUUGGAGCCAGGGCCUGGCUACACUGUGGCUUCUCUCCAUCGAAAAUGUUUUCCCUGGGGUCCUGGCUCCCAGCAUUGCCCGGGCUGGCAUGGGGCUGGGCACUGCUGGAUGCACUCCUGCAAGGGCUGGUGAGUGCCUGCGCGGUCUCGGUGCUCUGCAGCCUCCUGAAGGUUUAUCUCUACAUCCAGUGUGUGAAGUAAGCACCAGCCCUUCGUCCCCUCUGGGGAGAAGCAACCCGGAGAGGCAGGCGGAGAAGGAGGCGAUUGCGGCGCGGCGGCCCUUGCUGGAGCCGCUGCACGUGCUGGUGCUGACCGGUGUCCUGGCCCUGGUGGGCUCCCGUGUGGCCGCGCUGGUGGUGCUGGAGUUCUCCCUGCGUGCCGUCUCCACCAUCCUCUCUCUCAGCAAGGGUGCCCACAGCAGCCAGCUCUACCUGCUGUGCCAGUACUCGCUGGGCUGCGGCGUGUCCUGCGGCCUCAGCUUCCUGCUGGAGGGGGCUCCGCACCGCAGCUGGAACCUGGCGCUGGCGGCGGGGCUGGGGGGGCUGCUGGCGCUGCACGCCCAGCGCCUGGCCCGGCACGUCUGCACCCUGUACGGGCUGCACAGCCAGGCGCGCUACUGCGGCGUCUGCAUCCUGCUGCUGGCCGCGGGGCACGGCAUCCCGCGCCUGCUGCGCAACGCCCUGGCCCUCACCUUCGCCGUGGCUGACCUGGCCGCCGUGGAGCUCAUCAACCGCGACUUCCUCUCCACGGGCGAGGCCAUGCGCUUCUGGACCCCGCUGACCAUCUGCUACACCCUGCUGGUCGUCUACAUGCAGGAGGAGUCCCGGCAGAGCUCAGGCAGGGGGUCGGUGUUCCGGACCGUGGUGGUGCGGAUGGGCGGCCUCUUCAUCCUCCUCCUCACCGUGGGCCAAUGGACCGACAUCCUGCACGUCUUCCUGUCACUGCUGGGGGAGCUCUGGUGCCUGCUCCACUCCGGGGUCCUGCUGGAGUCCUGCUGGAGGCAGGAUUCUGCCCAGCAGCCUCGUGUGGAUAGUUCGUCAGGAUCCAGAUCGGAGGAGACGACGUCCCGAUGAGCUGCGAGGUGUAACCUGACAGUAGAAACUCAGGGUGGCUUCGCUGGGCACACCCAGGAUCCCCCAUCACAGAUCCUGCAUGGGGUCUAAGGAAAAAAGGGCUCCUGGAAGGCAUCCAACGCCAUCCCAUGGGAUGGAGGAGGAUGGGAGGAAGACUCAAGUUUCUCCUGGUUUUGGGGGGCACCCUGUGAGUUUGCAGCGCUACUGGGGUUUAUUCUCCGGUCCCAGUGGGACUGCGGGAUGCCGAUGGAUGUCCCAUCCUUGCUGGCUGCUGGGCCACAGUCAGGGGCCUCCAGGGGCUUACAAAGUUUCUCAGAAAAUAAAGUUUUUUC